Rotaria sp. Silwood1 is the source of this 824-nucleotide messenger RNA. Lineage: Eukaryota; Metazoa; Rotifera; Eurotatoria; Philodinida; Philodinidae. The record is from the annotation of a GenBank genome assembly.
AUCGGUAUGAGCGUAAAGAUAUUAAUCAGAAUGCUUUUGAAUCUACAACUAAUGAAUAUUCUUUAUAUAGAACUACAACAAUAUCAAAAGAUUAUAUUAGUGAUACGACAAUUGUUACUAGAAGUGUAGAAGAAACGGAACUAUAUCUGGAAAAUCAUGGUAUUGAUCUUUGUAAGAAUCCACAAAUUAUUAGGCGAACAACACCUGAAAGGCCACCAACAUAUGAACAACGAGUUUCUGUUCGAUAUCUUCAGCCACCACCUCUUCCACCAUCAGGAACAGUCAUUAUUAAAGAAGUGCGUGCAGAACAGCCACCACCUCCUCCAUCACUGAUCAUACGUGAACAGCCACCACCUCUUUGCUCACAACCACCACUCAUUUUACGUGAACGACCACCAACACCACCACCAAUUCUCCCAAAUGAAACAAUUACUCGUACCUUACCCCCCAUACCUGUUCCGCCACGAUCAGUUGUCAUCGAACGUUAUCCACCUCUUGCAGAAAAACCACGAGAUAUUAUAAUUGAACGAUGGAUUCCAUACGGACGUCAAACUGAACGCCGUACGAUUGUUCAACAGGCUCCUCCUGCUAUAAAAUAUCCAAGACCAUGUUGUACUAUUAUUGUUUACGAAGCUCCUCAAACACGUAUAGUCCGAAAAUUUGAACAACUUCAUGUUAUCAAUGUAAAUCCUGACGAUUAUGUAGUCCGCUAUAGAGGAUCACUUUUAGAUUCAACAACAUUGAUUCAACAAGCUCGUAAUAUCGGCAUUAUUGAAGAUAUAGUAACUUUCUUGUCAAAAAAGCCUUCACAAGAAGCUAUAUAA